AGUAAUAUAUCAUUAUGGUGUGGUUUCUAUCUGAUCCGCUUCACGGGAAGACAAGUAAUCGAUCAGAGACUGACAAAAAAACUGUGUUUCUUCUUCUUCAAUGUUUUCGGUGUCUAGCUAGUAUUGAGAAGCUGAAUUGAACCCCGAUUAUUCCAAUCGAGCCGGAUCGGCGCACUAAAGGAGUAAACUACUCUCAGCGUGAAUUUUCUGCAUUGAGAAGGACUCGAUCUCGAACUCAAGACCUUGCGAUAUAGCCAGGAGUUCUUCUAUUGAUCAUUGCUUCUAUGUAGCCAAGAGAGCUAAUCAUCAAGGAAGAUAUUAAAUCAGCGGCAACAAUGGCGCAGGCAACGUUCAAACCGGAGGAUCAGAAGACGCAGCACUUCAACCUGCUGAGUGGCCAUUCCAUUCCUGCCGUCGGACUGGGUACUUGGAAAUCCGGUUCCAAAGCCGAUGACGCCGUCUCCACUGCCAUCAUCGAGGCUGGCUACAGGCACAUUGACACUGCUUGGCAAUAUGGAGUUCAAGAAGAGGUAGGAGUUGCCCUCCGAGCAGUGAUGCAGGCCGGAGUCAAGAGGAAAGAUCUUUUUAUCACAUCUAAGCUAUGGUGCACCGAGUUGUCCCCAGACAGGGUUCGAACUGCGUUCAACAACACCCUUCAAGAGCUGCAACUCGACUACCUCGACCUCUAUCUAAUCCACUGGCCCUUCCAUUUGCAAGAAGGAGCGAGCAGGCCUCCAAAGCCAGGGGAGGUGUUGGAGUUUGACAUGGAAGGUGUUUGGAGAGAGAUGGAGAAGCUUGUUGAGGAAAAUCUUAUUCGGGACAUAGGUGUCUGCAAUUUCACCCUCAAGAAGCUCACGAAGUUGAUGGAUUUCGCUCAAAUCAUGUCCUCUGUGUGUCAGAUGGAGAUGCACCCUGGAUGGAAAAAUGAUAAGAUGCUGGAAGCCUGCAAGAACAGUGGAAUCCACGUUACUGCAUAUUCUCCAUUGGGUUCACAAGGUGGAGGAGGUCGGGAUCUAAUCCAUGACCAGACGGUCGAAAGAGUGGCGAAGAAACUGAACAAGACCCCGGGCCAGGUGCUGGUGAAGUGGGCCCUCCAGAGAGGCAUCAGCGUGAUCCCGAAGUCGAGCAAUCCGGAGAGGAUCAGAGAGAACAUUCAGGUAUUUGGGUGGGAACUACCUAAGGAAGACUUCGAGGCACUCUGCAGGAUCCAGAAUCAGAAACGAGUGCUGGAUGGCGAAGAACUGUCUGUGAACAAGGAAGCGGGACCUUACAGGAGCGUAGCAGAUCUUUGGGAUCAUGAGGAUUGAAAUUACUCCACUAGUCCUACUACUUAUUGCCGUCACCCUUUUCCAUAAUAUAUAUUAGAAUAUCUGCGAGACGCUAAGCAGCCGAGUUAAGCCUGAAAGGGCUCUCAAAUCUUUCCAGUUUUGUAUGUCGUGCUUGCUUAUAGUUUUGUAUUCGAUGUGCUUGCUUAUAGUUUUGUAUUCGAUGUACUUGCUUGGGA
Punica granatum (pomegranate) is the source of this 1504-nucleotide messenger RNA. NCBI's taxonomy places the organism in Eukaryota, Viridiplantae, Streptophyta, Magnoliopsida, Myrtales, Lythraceae. The record is from RefSeq and is a predicted model, not a curated record.